CCGCCAUCCGCUCACACGUCUAUUCACCCACUAAGAUGUGUGAACACCAACCCAAGCCCCUAUUGUUUCCCAAUGAUUCCCCAAGUGUAGUUAGCGCUGAUGAUACCAUUUGUAGAUAUAUGAUUAGAUCCUUGGUCGAUUGUAUGUCCAGGACCCGCCUAUAUUCACACACAGCGGCUUCUUCAGGUGAAAAUUGCUUCUCCGCUCCGAACUCCGCCCACCCUUCACAGUCACCCUUUUUCGCACUCAAAAAUGGAGCGUACCAAUUAAAUCAUAUUAAAUCGUUAUAA
Molecule: messenger RNA, 290 nt
Organism: Periconia digitata
Lineage: Eukaryota; Fungi; Ascomycota; Dothideomycetes; Pleosporales; Periconiaceae
Source: the annotation of a GenBank genome assembly